AUGAAGUUGACCUUCGUCUUUGCAGCAGUAGCUUUCUGUGUCGGUUCAACAUCCGUCUUGGCUAGUCCAACGAUCGGUUUGGCAGCGGAAAAACGUGACAUGAGUACAACAGGUGUCACAAUCAUGGCUGCUAACUUGGUCGAACGCCGUGACGUGAAUGAUGAAAGCGCUGGUCAAGCACAAGAAGUCGGUCUCGUCAAGCGUGGCAGACACAAGCAUGGCCGUCAUGGUCGUGGCCGCAAGGGUGGUAUGAUGAUGGGUCCUCCUCCUGGUGCUAUGGCCGGUGGUGGCGGUAUGGGCGGUGGGAUGGCUGGCGGUAUGCCCGAUAUGUCUGCUGGCCAAUAG
Molecule: messenger RNA, 345 nt
Organism: Meira miltonrushii
Lineage: Eukaryota; Fungi; Basidiomycota; Exobasidiomycetes; Exobasidiales; Brachybasidiaceae
Exons: 1
Coding region: 1-345 (114 amino acids)
Source: RefSeq, a predicted model, not a curated record